Messenger RNA from Xyrauchen texanus (razorback sucker), 3651 nucleotides. RefSeq names its product TNF receptor-associated factor 2-like. The transcript is spliced from 12 exons. Gene Ontology annotation, cellular component: plasma membrane signaling receptor complex; cytoplasmic side of plasma membrane. Gene Ontology annotation, biological process: positive regulation of JNK cascade; tumor necrosis factor-mediated signaling pathway; protein K63-linked ubiquitination. The record is from RefSeq and is a predicted model, not a curated record. NCBI's taxonomy places the organism in Eukaryota, Metazoa, Chordata, Actinopteri, Cypriniformes, Catostomidae. Gene Ontology annotation, molecular function: ubiquitin protein ligase binding; tumor necrosis factor receptor binding; ubiquitin-protein transferase activity. The coding region runs from base 1094 to 2755 and encodes 553 amino acids.
AUGAAAGCUGAAUGAAAGUCUUUCUUCCACACACGCACACGCACAAGCUAUUUAGCAGAAUAUGGAAGCCGCUUUUAAUGAAAGAUGAUAUUGACGUAAAAGUACAUCUCAAAUCUCAUCCAGGCUUGUUCACUUACAAACCUGGUGGCAGUGGAGGAGCUUGGGGGUGGCCAUGGGACCCCAUUGGCCACCCUACUUGCAAUUGCCAUUUUGGUAAUUUUUUUGACUCGGGCACAAUUUAGUUUUUGUAGAGGUGGAACUGUCUUUGUACAACCACAACACGGGAGACUUAACAUGUGUGCACACCAAGGUCGAUGCACCUCUCCGUCCCGGGUGUCACUGUAUCCACUCCCCUCCAUUUUUGUGUUGUCAAUGAGCGUGUUUACAUGCACAUUCUUACACUGAUUAUGCCUAGUAAGCAUGUGUGUUCAUGUUAACACAAUAUGUCUAAUGGCUUUCAUUUAUCAUUGUAUGGUCAUAAACAGCGGAAAAAUAAAUCUGUCGACACGGCUAGAUUUUUGCCAGUAACGCAAUAUUCGGUGUGCACGCGUGUUGUGCGCAAGACUCUUCAUGGUUUUUCGUCAAAAGCAGAGAAUAACACGAUUAUUUCAAAUCUCGCAUAAAUGCGGAUUUCUUGCUUUUUUGGAUUUUUUAAAUAAUCAGAUUUUUGCGAGUUAUGAACUUACUGGCGUGCAUGUUAACGUUUACAUACACAUUAAUACACCGAUUAUGCUUAAUAAGCUGAUAAUGAUGACUCCAGUAAGGUCUCCUAAGCAACUAAUUGGCCCGGUUGCUAGGGAGGGUAGAGUCACAUGGGGUAACCUCCUCGUGGUCACAAUAAUGUGGUUUUCGCUCUCAGUGGGGCGCAUGGUGAGUUGUGCAGAUGCGACGUAGAAUAGUGUGAAGCCUACACAUGCGCUAGGUCUCUGCGGAAACGCGCUCAACAAGCCACGUGAUAAGAUGCACGGAUUGAUGGUCUUGGACGCAGAGGCAACUGAGAUUUGUCCUCCGACACCGGAUUCACUACACUACCAUGAGGACUUAGAGCACAUUGUGUGACAUUUAGGCUAGUACCCACAUCUCAACCACAUUUAUGUCUGCAGAAUUCAGUGUUCAUCUCGUAAAGUCAAAACAAUUAAAUAUGAUGAUCAACACUGGCGAAGCUGUGGGUAAAUGGAAGGUAAUGGCACGUCAAUCUUUGCCCUCUUCUUUGGACUCCACAUUGCCUGGAAUAUCCCGGGAAGUUUUGUCAGUGUCCAUGGAACCGAAAUAUCAGUGCCAGCAGUGUAAAGAGAUUCUCAGGAAACCUUUUCAAGCUCAGUGCGGACAUCGCUUCUGUGUGUUCUGUUUCAAACAACUCACCAGUUCAGGUCCCACACCCUGUGAAGCCUGCCGUGCUGAGGGUAUAUUUGAAGAGGAACUGUCUAUGCUCAAUAUUACAGUGGCAUUUCCUGACAACGCAGCUCGACGGGAAAUCGAUAACUUGCCCGCUAAGUGCCCAAAUGAAGGAUGUACAUGGACAGGAACAUUAAAAGAGUAUGAGGGUCAGCAUGAAGGUCGCUGUGACUUUGAACGUGUCAAUUGUGAAGCAUGUCAAGCUGUUAUCUUGCUUAGCGAGAAAGACCGUCAUAAUGAGCGGGAAUGUGAGGCCAGAACCCUCAAUUGCAAGUACUGCAAGGUCACGUUCAACUUCAAGGAUAUUAAGGCCCACGAUGAAAUUUGUCAGAAAUUUCCUAUGCAAUGCAAAGACUGUGGCAAAAAGAAGAUCCCACGUGAGAAGUUUCAAGAACACAGCAAGUCGUGUGCAAAGUCCAAGUCGGCAUGUCAGUUUAGUGAGAUUGGCUGCAGGGCUGUGACUGACAAUGGUAAGCAGCAGGAGCAUGAACAGGCCAGUGUGAUGGAUCAUUUGCGUCUCAUGUUGGGCGCACUCUCCUCUGUGCGCAUGCGUGCCGAGGGGGCUGGAGAGUGGCAGGAAGAUUCGGGGCUGGGACUGUACCGUGGACCUGAAGACGCUCCACCUGCAGGGGCUCAUGCAGCCGCACAUAAUGCAGCAAGAGGAGGCGAUCCUGGUGUUCAGCAGAAAGUCACAGCAUUGGAGAAUAUAGUUUGUGUGUUGAAUCGAGAGGUGGAGCGUUCAGCUCUCACCUUGGAGGCAUUGUCUCGACAACAUCGCCUGGACCAGGAGAAGAUAGAGAACUUAUCAAACAAGGUGCGACAGCUGGAACGGACUUUAACCAUGCGAGAUCUGCAGUUAGCAGAGUCCGAGCAGUCUUUGCAGGAGCUGCAGUUUUGCACUUACGAUGGAGUUUUCAUAUGGAAAAUAGCAGACUUCUCUCGCCGCAGACAAGAUGCAGUGGGCGGCCGAGCUCCAGCUAUGUUCUCGCCUGCAUUCUUCUCCAGUAAAUAUGGUUAUAAGAUGUGUCUGAGACUCUAUCUGAAUGGUGACGGCACAGGCAGGGGCACACACCUCUCGCUGUUCUUUGUGGUCAUGAGGGGCAAAUAUGAUGCGCUGUUGAAAUGGCCCUUCAGCCAGAAGGUGACAUUGAUGCUUUUGGAUCAGAACAACAGAGAGCACAUCAUUGAUGCCUUCAGACCUGAUGUGAGCUCCACCUCCUUCCAGAGACCCAUCAGUGAGAUGAAUAUUGCCAGCGGCUGCCCGCUCUUCUGCCCACUUGCCAAGCUGGCAGGCAAAAGCUCCUACCUGAGAGAUGAUACUAUAUUUAUUAAAGCCAUAGUGGAUCUCACUGGAUUAUAAAACAUAACACAGCUGCGGAAGCCUAAUGUUUUACAAAUAUUAAAUAGCAUAUAUUAUUAAUAAUAAAUGUAAAAGGAUAUGAAUACAAUAUUUAUUAUUUAUAAAGUACGCAGGCAUUGUUGAACUAUUUUUAUAUGACACAUAAUAAUAAUAAUAAUAAUAAUGCCAAAUAUGUUCAUUAUAAUUCAUAUUUCUAAUACACAUAAUACCUUUUAACAAUAACUCUUUAAUAAUACAUAACUAUGCAUAUAUCUAUCUAUCUAUAUAUAUAUAUAUAUAUAUUAUACAAUAUUUUAAUGUCUUGUGUGCAGCAUGAGCAUUUAUGUGGCAUUAAUUGAUACAUUUCUUGAGUUAUGUUUAAGCAGAAUAGGAUGGAUUUCCACACAUCAUGACCAGCUAGUGCUUUAAUUCACAGCAGGAACACCCCAGUUCUGAGCAUCACCUGAGUCUGUGACAGGUUCUUUUUAUUUGGGCUUGGGAAUUAAAUGGCUUCAAAGAUGAAAUGUUGUAGAUGUUUAAUCUGCUUCAAACCCUUAUAAAAGAGACUGGCAUGCCAUUGUAACAAAGCAUGGCAUGGGGCAGAUGAAUAACCUUUCCAUCAUUUAUUAUUUUAGACAUUCACUUAGUUAUGCAGUUGGGACUUUUUAUGUUCCUUUUAGCUCUAUACAUAUUUUAAUGCAACUUUUAAUGUUACUUUUAGAUCUAUACAUAUAUUAAUUUUGCAUUUAUUUAGUUUAUCAUUUAUUUAGCUAUUCACUAGCUAUAAUCAAUCAAUAAAGUGACAUUUCUAUAGAUAUUUACAUUUUCCUUUUAUCUUUCAGGGGUAGAAGUAACUAUAAUAGCAAAUAAUCAAGCAUAUUAACUUCAUAUUAUGUGCAUACAACAUAUAUAGUGUA